CUAUCACACGUGACAUCACGGAAUGCCCGAAUUCAACGCCGGAGCGGAACUCGGAUAACGAACGCUCGACGAGAAUCAAUAACUUCACUCCAGUCGUGCUCCACAACCCCCAGCAUUGCUCACGACUGCGGUCCUGCUGGUUUCCAUUGGGGUCUGCAUCUUGCAAGCGACGACUUUUACCGCCUUCAAAUUCCCCUCCCAACCCCCCAUCAACAGACACAAUGGGCGCCGGCAGCUCUAAGCCCGAUGCUUCGGCUGGCUCGAAACAUGUUUUCUCGAGCAACUCUCCCGUCCAAUUCUCCUCCAACCUAGUCGACGCUCUCCAGUCUACCUCGGAGACCGACGCCUCCCGCGCCAAGUCCCUCGAACUCCAGAUCCAAGCGCGCGUAUCCGAGGAACUCCAGCGCCUCCGCGAACGCGAGCAGCAAACCCUCGCCGAAAUCGAGCAGCGCCUCGCAGAGGUCAAAGACAGCGCUCCCACGCCCUCCUCCGCCCCCGUCAUCAGCCACACCCCGGGCUCCCUGAACCUGGAUGCGCCGCGCAUCCCCUUCGCCGGCCGCGAGGCUUACACCGCCCCCGCUGUGCCUGAGGACCACCCCGUCAACCGCAACAUCACCCGCCAGUCGGUGAACGAGGAGGUCGAGCAGCUGCGUGCUAAGCUCGAGGGACGACGUAAAUUGGCCGCGCUGGAUGAGGGCGUCGAGAAGGCCAAGGCUGAUGUUGUUAGUUGCUUGCGGUUGCACGACCGACGACCUUUGGACUGCUGGAAGGAGGUUGAAGGGUUCAAGCGUGAGGUCGCUAGAAUGGAGGAGGCCUUUGUGGAUCGCGUUGUUGGAUAGAGAAAAAAAAUCCUUGUUCGAUUGGUGUCUGUUAUGCAUUUUUCCUUUUUACCCUUAUUCAAAGCCGCGAAUAGAUCGGUCCUCUU
This is a messenger RNA of Aspergillus wentii DTO 134E9, 925 nucleotides long. RefSeq names its product Mic19 family protein. The transcript has 3 exons. Bases 222 to 839 code for a protein of 205 amino acids. The record is from RefSeq and is a predicted model, not a curated record. Lineage: Eukaryota; Fungi; Ascomycota; Eurotiomycetes; Eurotiales; Aspergillaceae.